Zophobas morio is the source of this 1701-nucleotide messenger RNA. RefSeq names its product nucleoside diphosphate kinase 7. The coding region runs from base 372 to 1529 and encodes 385 amino acids. Lineage: Eukaryota; Metazoa; Arthropoda; Insecta; Coleoptera; Tenebrionidae. The transcript is spliced from 3 exons. The record is from RefSeq and is a predicted model, not a curated record. Gene Ontology annotation, molecular function: ATP binding; nucleoside diphosphate kinase activity. Gene Ontology annotation, cellular component: centrosome. Gene Ontology annotation, biological process: CTP biosynthetic process; UTP biosynthetic process; GTP biosynthetic process.
UGUGUUUGUGUUAAUUUUGGAAAAUAUUUUUAUACAUUUUGUAAAUGUUAAACGCGAUCAACACCGGACUAUUUUUUAAUAUAAAUUUAGGUAUGUUAUUGUGUUGUUCGAAAACUGUGCUUAGUAGUGUCGCCGACUCCCCCUCAAGGUCAAACAAGUAAAGGAUAGUGGUAACUAGGAAACGCAAACACUCACCUGUGCUGGUGGUUAAUCCAGGUUCCGGCGGCUGGAGUUGGUUGUAAAAGCACUACAACACGAAGACGGCUUCAUAUAGCUGGUGGCCCACGUUAUAUAGCACCUGUGGACGCGGCGCAGCCACUUUACGCCGCCACUCACGUUUCGGGGGCGGCUUCAAACAGUGAAUAUCGACAAUGUCAGCAUCGUUCGGCACCGAUUACACUGACAAAUUAUCCUUCGUGGCUGAGUGGUUCGACUACGAGUCGGCUUAUCAAAAGCGGCUCCUUCUCAAUUAUUACCCAUGUGACAGCACAAUUGAACUAUACGACAUCGAUCUGAAACGCAUAUUCCUGAAACGGUCAUUCUACGAGGGCUUGCAGCGGAAGGACGUCUUCGUCGGGAACACCAUCCGCAUUUACGGCCGCCAACUCAAAAUCACCGACUACGCCGACUGCCGCACCAAACAGGUUAUCGGCAACACUAGACAGCACACCUUCGGUGUGAUCAAGCCCAGCAUAAUCGACAAAAUCGGGGAAGUUUUCAACCAGAUCCAAGACCGACAUUUCGAGAUUAUUAAAGUGCGGAUGUGCCAUUUGCAACAAAGUGAGUGUUUGGAGCUUUACGACCACCUCCGGGGCUCCGCUUUCCUGCCCUUCGUCGUAGAUUACGUGACUUCGGGGCCCAUAGUGGCCUUGGAGUUGGUGGGCGACGACGCGAUCAAACGCUGGAAGGAGAACGUCGGCCCCACGGACCCGGUUGAAGCCAGACGGACGGCCCCCAAUAGCCUGAGGGCCAUCUACGGGCUGGAAAAGGCGCUGAAUGCUUUCCACGCUGCCGACGAUUGUGACAGCGCUACGAAGAAAAUACAGUUGUUCUUUCCGGAAGACGGAAGGAAGGCUCCGCGAACCACGCUGAAGCUGAAAAAUAGCACUUGUUGCGUUGUCAAACCGCAUGCUAUUAGCGAGGGGAAGUUGGGAUACAUUAUCAGUUUCAUAACGGAUUCACACUUCAAGAUUACGGCGAUGCAGGCGUUUUAUUUGAAUAACGCUAACGCGGAGGAGUUUUUGGAGGUGUAUAAGGGGGUUGUGAGCGACUUUAAUGCUUUGUUGUUGAGUUUUUUGGAAGGACCGUGUAUUGCGUUGGAAAUUUCGGCGAAGAAUGAUGAUAUUGAUGUUCAUGGGGAGUUUAGGAAGUUCGUAGGGCCGAGUGAUUCGGAGGUGGCAAGGCAGAUCAGGCCUAAUUCGUUAAGGGCGAAAUUUGGAAUUGAUAAAUAUAAGAAUGCUGUCCACUGCACGGAUUUGAAGGAAGAUACAGAAUUAGAGCUGGAAUAUUUCUUCAAAAUUUUAAGUUAAUAUGUGUAGAAUUCAAAAUAAAUAUAUGUAUGUGUUGCACGAAAAAAUCAUUUCAUUUCUUACUUCAUUGUUGUAAGCGAGCACAGUGAGUUAAUCUAAGUGACCAAAGCUUUUUACAGUGUUAUACAUUAUUUUAUAUACGGAUUUGAGCAAAUAAAGAAUAUGCAUUUUA